CAAUAUUGAGAUAAGGUUCACUAUAUCUUUGUUCUUUCUGACCGACCUCCAAGCAGGGCAAAUCUAUAUCACCACCGCCAUUGUACAAGUUUGUCUCGUAUAAAUUCACAAACAUUGUAACAAUAGUGAUAUUUGAACAAAAAUGGAUUCUUAUUCUCCCUCUACGCAUAUACAACAAAAGCCUCAUGCUGUAUUUGUACCAUUUCCAGUACAAGGUCAUGUGAACCCUUUCAUGCAACUUGCCAAACUCUUUCGUUGCAAAGGUUUUCACAUAACCUUUGUGAACACUGAAUUCAACCACAAACGUUUGAUAAAAUCGCUUGGACAAGACUUUGUGAAGGGUCUACCAGAUUUUCAAUUUGAGACUAUACCCGAUGGUUUACCAGAAUCUGAUAAAAAUGCAACACAAGAUGUUGUACCGUUGUGUGAAGCAAGUAGAAAAAACUUUCACGCUCCUUUGAAAGAGCUUGUGAAAAAGCUCAACACUUCUUCACCACAUAUUCCAGUUACUUGCAUAAUUGCUGAUGGAUUUUCGGGCUUUGCUGGAAAAGUGGCAAAGGAUUUGGGGAUUCAAGAACUAGUGUUUUGGACUGCUUCUGCUUGUGGCAUGUUGGGAUAUUUACAGUACGAUGAGCUUGUUGAGAGGGGAAUUAUUCCCUUCAAAGGUGAAACUUUUAUUGAUGAUGGCACCUUGGAUACAAGUCUAGAUUGGAUCUCAGGAAUGAAAGAUAUCAGACUAAAAGAUCUUCCAAGCUUCAUGAGAAUCACCGAUCUAAGUGAUAUUUUGUUUGAUUUUGUGGGCUCCGAGACACAAAAUUGUUUGAGAUCAUCGACAAUAAUCAUUAACUCGUUCGAAGAAUUGGAAGGUGAAACCCUUGACACCCUUAGGGCCAACAAUCCAAACAUAUAUAGCAUUGGCCCGAUUCACAUGCUUGGUAGACAUUUUCCUGAGAAAGAAAAAGGUUUUAAAGCAAGUGGUUCGAGUUUAUGGAAAUCUGACCCGGAAUGUAUAAAAUGGUUGAGUAAAUGGGAACCUUGCUCAGUACUAUAUAUUAAUUAUGGAAGUAUAACUGUUAUGACAAAUCAUCACUUGAAAGAAUUUGCUUGGGGAAUAGCAAAUAGUAAAUUACCUUUUUUAUGGAUAUUGAGACCAGAUGUAGCAAUGGGUGAAGAGACUUCAACUUUGCCACAAGAUUUUCUAGAUGAGGUUAAGGAUAGAGGAUACAUAACUAGUUGGUGCUAUCAAGAUCAAGUGCUUUCUCAUCCAUCAAUUGGGGGAUUCUUAACUCAUUGUGGUUGGAAUUCUACACUUGAAACUAUUUCCUAUGGUGUGCCUACUAUUUGUUGGCCUUUCUUUGCUGAGCAACAAACAAAUUGUUGGUAUUUAUGCAAGUCUUGGAAAAUAGGGAUGGAAAUUAACCAUGAUGUUAAAAGGGAUGAUAUAACAGAACUUGUUGUGCAAAUGAUGGAAGGAGAAAAGGGAAAAGAAAUGAGACACAAGUGCUUGGAGUGGAAGAAGAAAGCUAGAAAAGCUACUAAUUUGGGUGGAUCAUCAUACAAUAAUUUCCAGAAGUUAAUCAAAGAGGUUCUUCAUCAUAAAGCUAUUUGAGUCCCAAAUACAAGUCUAGUAUAUGGUCUAUAUAUUUUGUUGAGAUGCGACAUCGACAUUUCUGUUCUAUUACUUUUAGCUAAACUAUUUCCACUUAAUAAGGUCUUAUUAAUGUUAGUUCUUAAUAUUAACUAUAAGCAAUAUUUUCUGGGA
This is a messenger RNA of Medicago truncatula (barrel medic), 1762 nucleotides long. Its product is annotated as linamarin synthase 1. The record is from RefSeq and is a predicted model, not a curated record. The transcript has 2 exons. Lineage: Eukaryota; Viridiplantae; Streptophyta; Magnoliopsida; Fabales; Fabaceae. The coding region runs from base 143 to 1609 and encodes 488 amino acids. Gene Ontology annotation, molecular function: quercetin 3-O-glucosyltransferase activity; quercetin 7-O-glucosyltransferase activity.